Molecule: messenger RNA, 2767 nt
Organism: Pygocentrus nattereri (red-bellied piranha)
Lineage: Eukaryota; Metazoa; Chordata; Actinopteri; Characiformes; Serrasalmidae
Gene: eepd1
Product: endonuclease/exonuclease/phosphatase family domain containing 1
Exons: 7
Coding region: 1-1524 (507 amino acids)
Cellular component (GO): plasma membrane
Source: RefSeq, a predicted model, not a curated record
AUGGGGGGCAGUCUGGGGUGCCACCGCUCCAUCCCGCGCGACCCCAGCGAGCUGGGGCGCAAACUCAGCGCCGCGUGCAACUUCAGCGAUGUUCUAGUUAAACAACAACAACAAGAUAAACAACAAGAAGAAGAUAAACAACAGCUGCAGCAUCAUCAGUGUUUGGACAUCAACUCGUGCACCGAGGAGGAGCUCAUGACCCUGCCCGGAGUGACGCGGGCUCUCGCGCGCAACAUCGUGCAGCACCGCGCGCGCAUCGGCGGCUUCAGGAGGGUGGAGGACCUGGCGCUGGUGAGCGGGUUCGGGGCGGCUAGGCUGCAGCUCGUGAAGCCGGAGAUCUGCGUCAGCAGCAAGGCAAGAAGAGGAGGAGGAGGAGGAUCUCCGCCUUCAUCUUCAUCCUCCUCCUCCUCGCUGUCCUCCAGCGCGCCGUGCAACGGAGUCAGUGGUGAGUUCAGCUCCACCACCGACCACAACACCCACAGCAGCAGCAGAGCCAGCCCCACCGACAGCCUGCCCCCCGGGGGGCCGGGGCAGAUGGCGUCAUCGCGGCCGGACGGGGUGCAGGCGCAGGAGCGCGCGCGGCACGGGAAGCCCAUGAUGCGCGUGGCCACGUGGGACCUGCAGCGCUGCACCAGCGACAAGGCCAACAACCCCGGGGUCAGGGAGGUGGUGUGCAUGACCCUGCUGGAGAACGACAUCAAGCUGUUAGCAGUUCAGGACCUGGCUGACCGUGAAGCUUUGAAUAAGUUUUGUGCGGAGCUGAAUCAGCCGUCGCUCUUUAACGUGCGUAAGUGGAAAGGCCCUCGAGGAGCGUGGAAAUGUGCCGUUUCUGAGAAACCCACUGCAGAGUCCAGUGAGGGUUCAGAAUAUUCCGGUUUUCUCUGGGACUCCUCAGCUGGAAUUGAGCUGAAGGACGCCCUGGUGCUGGACAGCGCCGCUGCUAACGGCAACGGAAACCACGGCCAGCCUAAACUGUUCCUUGCCCGCUUUUGCAUCGGAUCAUCAGAACUCACCUUGGUGAACGUUCACCUGAAAACACCUGCAUUGCCAAGGGAGCAGAAUGGACGGAAGCACGGCUCCAGCAGGCCGAGACACCACAGACUGAGCACUGCGGUGCAGGACACGCUGAGAGGGAUGAAGGAUGUUCUGGUGUUGGGCGGUUUCGGUCUGCCCCCAGACAGCACUGAACUGGACAAUCUGAGGAAAGAAAAACUCACCGCUCUGCUGCCCCCGUCUGUCUACACCAACAUCAGCACUAAAUCACCACAGGGCUCCUCCGCAUUGGACAACAUCUGGGCCAGCCGUACCAUGAAGAAGCUCCACACCGGUCACUGCUCUGUGGUCAGGGAAGGUCUGACUAACCCCUGGAUCCCUGAUAACUGGUCAUGGGGAGGUGUGGCCUCAGAGCACUGCCCAGUCAUGGCUGAGUUUUACCUGGACGUGGUCAUGAAGGAGCCAGUUGAAAAUGGCAGCAGCGUAGCCGUGCUGGAGAGGGAUGAUAUCAUGCCCAAACACGAGCGGUGACCUUUGUCCUUUAUAGACAGGGUCAGGGUGGCUUGACUGACGGUGACCGGUCGCAGAGUCACAGUGGCAUCACUUAAGGACUGAAAAUGUGAUGAAAGAGAGACGAAUGGACAGAGACUGCUUCUUUUACAGCCGAUGUAUGGUAGAAAUUAUGUAGCACUAAGAAAUCUUUUUAAAUGUAGAGAAAUUAUAUUAAAUCACAUAUUUAAGUAAACGAGAGAUUUAUUUGUGAGUAAUGUGUCAAAUUCAACAUGUGCCAAAAAACAUUUGAAUAAAGUAUGUGAAAUAAAGCAAUACUGAGAUAUUAACCUGGUUUUAAAAAAAAGCCGCUGCGCUUUAUUGAUGGCGAAAUGUUUAGAUCCAACAGAAGUGACCUCCUCUCACCCGACAAGGCCUACAAAGCGUGACCUAUACUGGUUGCUAUUACAUUAUAAACUUACUGUAUACUGUCCACUACUACACUAUAUACCCGACAUGUACUAUUUACCAUUAUUGACUAUUUCUAACUGACUGUGUUGUUAUUAUUGUACUAUAUAGUUAAUGUAUUGUGGUAUCAGAGCAAAACCUUUCUUCACUUUUAUCAUUUUUAAUUUUCUUACUUAAUUUCAAAAUGCCAGCUGCCAAACAUUUAUGAUGAACGGACCAAUAUACACCAAUCAGGCGUUGCAUUCUGACCACCACCUCGUUUCUGCGCUCAUUGUCCAUUUUAUCAGCUCCACUUACUAUAUAGGUGCACUUAUGUAGUUCAUGGGGGGGGUCCAUGGGGGUCCUGAACACUGAAGAACAGGGUAAAAGGUGGUGACAAAGUAGUUGACAGUAUAACAGUAAAUAUUAGGUAUACAAUGUAUCUAACACUAUGCAGUCUUAUACUGUAUGCAUAACAUGCACUAUGUACUACUGUACUGCAUACCCAGCAUAUACUAUAUAUGCUUACAUACACUGUGUGCUGUACUGUGCAGAAAGGUGCAGCAAAUAGUGAAUAGUAUACAUUAGUAGAUCAAUUUGAAACGGCUUUCUAGUUGGAGGGAAAUUGCCUGUUUGUCUUUAAGCAGAAUUAUGAACGUGUGUAUGAGGAACUGUCUUUUUUCACUUCUCUGUGGACAGUGAGAGGCUUUGUGUUUCAGUUGUAAACCCUGGGAAAGAAGGCAUGCUGUUCAUGCCGUGAUCCUCUUUUGAGUGAGAGGAUUUUGGGUGGGUGAAGCUGUUGCACUGGUUCAAUAAACACUCCGGACUCACCAGCUGA